CCCUUCAACACUGUCUUCAUAUGGCCACAGAACAUAAUUAUGUGGUCUGGACAGAGUUGGAUAAUGACGGGCACUUGAGCAGACUUUUAAUUGCAAAUCCUACUUCAAUCCAAAUGAUACGUACGUGGCCGUAUGUUGUGCUGAUAGAUACAACGUACAAAACGAACAAACCAAAGUGGCCACUAUGUGAAGUGAUCGGAAUGACGCCAACAAAUCACAACUUCUUGGUUGCGUUUUGUUUGAUGCGAGAUGAGGCGGCUGUGUCGUACUCGUGGGUGCUGCAGGGAUUGAGAGAUAUUUUCGGCACUGCUCAGACUCCUAGCGUCAUUGUAACCGAUCGUGACGAAGGUUUAUCUGCAGCUAUUCGUGACGUCUUCCCAGAUGUACGUCAUUUGUUAUGCACCUGGCAUAUUGGCAACGAUGUUGAGAACAUGGUGGACAAGUUGUGCGGCGGUAAGAAAAAUCAACAAGGGCAGUUAUUCAGGAAAAGUAGAUGGAACCCCUUGGUUGAAAGUGCUACAAUCCGGGAAUAUGAAAAGAGAUGGGAAGGGAUCGUCAGUACGUGGUCGGUUAGGAACCGAAGGGUCGUUCGGUAUUUGACUGGAACAUGGAUUCCACUUAGAGAGAAAUUUGUGCGUGCGUGGACGAAUGAUUGUUUACACUUGGGUAACCAUACUACCAGCAGAGUGGAAAGCCAACACUCGUCUUUUAAGUAUUACCUUGGUAGCGGUAAUAGCUCAUUCGAUACCCUUUUCAAAAGGGCGCACGCACAGAUUACAAAUCAACAAGCUAAAAUCCGACAAUCGCUACAGGAAUCCAUGACUUCUGUACCAAGAACGCUACGACAGUAUUUCUUUAGACCUCUAUAUCGCCACGUGUCUCUCUAUGCCUUGGAGCAGAUCCAGAAUGAGUUUAACCGCAUGUUAGAACUAGUCCUUAAAUCUGAUCCCGCUUUUGUUCGCCGAAUGGCUGAGGUACUUGAUUAUGAAUUACACCUAGAUGGUGCGGAUAUACCUGAGCCUUACUCUCUGUCAUUGAGUCCAGAACCUUGCGGAACUCCAUCAACCUGUCCAGCUCACGACCUACUUUCUUCGGCGUUCACAUCUCCGCCCUAG
Messenger RNA from Amaranthus tricolor (Joseph's coat), 1115 nucleotides. Its product is annotated as protein FAR-RED IMPAIRED RESPONSE 1-like. The transcript is spliced from 4 exons. NCBI's taxonomy places the organism in Eukaryota, Viridiplantae, Streptophyta, Magnoliopsida, Caryophyllales, Amaranthaceae. The coding region runs from base 21 to 1115 and encodes 364 amino acids. The record is from RefSeq and is a predicted model, not a curated record. Gene Ontology annotation, biological process: regulation of DNA-templated transcription.